AUGAAUUUGAGGGCGCUAGAAAAUUAUAUUAAGGUUACCUUUUCCCAGUUUGUUUACCCUGGACAAACUUUAAUUACCAACUCAAAUGUUCGCUCAAAUGCUAUUUCUGGCGGAUUAGUUGGUAAUGCUUUAUCUGGCGGAAUAGUUGGCGGGACUGAGAUUGGCAGUAUUACUCCAAAUGGAGUCAGCAGCGUGGUCAGCAAUGUCAAUCCCAUAAAUCUCGCUAAUAACGCUAUUGGUGGCAGUACAAUCAGUAGCUUAACAAGUUUCGAUAAUAGUGCUUCUGGCGUAAUUAAUAACUACAAUGGCAUUGGCAACACCAUCGGUGGUAUUACUACGAUCAGUGGCUUACCAGGUUUGGAUAAUACUGCUGCCAAUGUAAUUAAUAAUUACAAUGGCAUUGGCAAUCUAGUAUCAAGCAAUGGAAUAACAGAUUUAAGCAUGCUAAAUACAAUACCAAGCGGACCUUUUCUAGUCAAUUCUUACUCUCCAAUAUCACCGAAUGGCAUUACUAUUGUUUCUGAAAACUCAAUAGAUGGAUAUCUGAAUGUAGCAGGAAAAUUGCCAUAUUUAAGCGUGGUCUCCUUUGAAGGGGCAUUACCAAGCACUGGGUCUGGCAUUGCCACAUGUGGUUGCGGGUCUGGCGGUAUAGGUAUAAUCAACGACGGCCUGCCAAUUACUAUAGGUAAUGCCAAUUACGGUGUUAGCAUCGCUCGCAUUUGAUUUAAUAUAAGUAUGUUGUCAAUUUACUUUUAAGUAACUUAUUGUAAAUAAAAAUAUUUUAAAUUAAUGUUUGAACACAUUUUCAAAUACCCUUUCAAUUAUUUUCUUAUAAACCAAGAAGUUAAAAAAUUUAUUAUGUAUAAUUAUAAUAACACUGAGCCUUCAAAAACUGCUUCUUAUUGGACUAAAAAUAUAUAGUUAGAAAUUGGAAUAUACAGUUAGUUUGGAUUUGUUAUUUACUUAAAAUCUUGACAACAAAUAAGAGAAAAUAUAUUUUAUUAUGUUGAUCUUAAAUUACUUUAUGGCACUUGACAAGUGACGAAGACAGAGUGAUGUUAUUAAACUCAGUUACUGAGAAAUAAAUAUAAAUAGCAAAGAUCAAAAGCCGGCUCCUAUGAAAUAUUAACAAGCUUCAAGUAAUAUUUUGCUUUAAUAUUAAUAAGAGUUCAGGGUAUGUUGAAAUAUUUCUGUUGUGAAUAUUAAAAAACUGGCAUUAUAGUUAAUUGCAGGUUAAAUUACACUAUCAAUUUUCUCCAAGCAAUUUUAAACCUUAAUUGGUUAAUAAUAGUCAACCCGGCGUUAAUUAACCUCUUCUUUGUCAAAUCUUCAAUAAUACCGGAUUGAAUUUUACCCGGA
Diatraea saccharalis (sugarcane borer) is the source of this 1359-nucleotide messenger RNA. The record is from the annotation of a GenBank genome assembly. NCBI's taxonomy places the organism in Eukaryota, Metazoa, Arthropoda, Insecta, Lepidoptera, Crambidae.